This is a messenger RNA of Elephantulus edwardii (Cape elephant shrew), 1905 nucleotides long. It is a transcript of the gene RPN1, whose product is annotated as ribophorin I. Gene Ontology annotation, cellular component: oligosaccharyltransferase complex; membrane. The coding region runs from base 16 to 1842 and encodes 608 amino acids. The record is from RefSeq and is a predicted model, not a curated record. NCBI's taxonomy places the organism in Eukaryota, Metazoa, Chordata, Mammalia, Macroscelidea, Macroscelididae. The transcript is spliced from 10 exons.
AGCUCCGUGGUGGACAUGGAGGUGCUCCCUGCCUGCCUGUGCUUGAUGCUGCUGCUGCUCGGGGCUUCGGCCCCGGCAAUGAGCAGCGCCUCCUCGGAAGUACUGCCGCUGGUCAACGAGGACGUGAAGCGCACGGUGGACCUGAGCAGCCACCUGGCCAAGGUUACGGCCGAAGUGGUCCUGGCUAACCCGAGCGGCGGCUCCUCAUCCCGCACCUCCUCCUUCCUGCUGGCUCUGGAGCCUGAACUCGAGGCCCGGCUGGCGCAUCUCGGGGUGCAGGUAAAAGGAGAAGAUGAGGAAGAGGACAAUUUAGAAAUACGAGAAACCAAAAUUAAAGGUAAAAGUGGGAAAUUCUUCAUGGUCAAGCUCCCGUUUGCUCUUGAUCCUGGGUCCAAGAUUUCUGUCGUUGUGGAAACAGUCUAUACUCAUGUCCUUCAGCCUUAUCCAACACAGAUCACUCAGUCAGAGAAACAGUUUGUAGUGUUUGAGGGGAACCAUUAUUUCUAUUCUCCCUAUCCAACAAAGACACAAACUAUGCGUGUGAAACUUGCCUCCCGGAACGUGGAGAGCUACAGCAAGCUGGGGAACCCCACGCGCUCAGAAGACCUCCUGGAUUAUGGACCGUUCAAAGACAUCCCAGCCUAUAGUCAGGAUACUUUUAAAGUGCACUAUGAGAACAAUAGUCCUUUCUUGACCAUCACCAGCAUGACACGUGUCAUUGAAGUUUCUCAUUGGGGUAACAUUGCUGUAGAAGAAAAUGUGGACUUGAAGCACACAGGUGCUGUGCUUAAAGGGCCCUUUUCACGCUAUGAUUACCAGAGACAGCCAGAUAGUGGGAUAUCCUCCAUCCGUUCGUUUAAGACCAUCCUCCCUGCUGCUGCCCAGGAUGUUUAUUACCGAGAUGAGAUUGGCAAUGUUUCCACUAGCCACCUCCUCAUUUUGGAUGACUCAGUGGAGAUGGAAAUCCGACCUCGCUUCCCUCUCUUUGGUGGCUGGAAAACUCAUUACAUUGUUGGCUACAACCUUCCGAGCUAUGAGUACCUGUAUAAUUUAGGUGACCAGUAUGCACUGAAGAUGAGGUUUGUGGAUCACGUGUUUGAUGAGCAAGUGAUAGAUUCCCUAACAGUGAAGAUCAUCUUGCCUGAAGGGGCCAAGAACAUCCAGAUUGAUAGUCCCUAUGAAAUCAGCCGGACCCCGGAUGAGCUGCAUUAUACCUACCUAGACACAUUUGGUCGUCCUGUGAUUGUUGCGUACAAGAAAAAUUUGGUAGAACAGCACAUUCAGGACAUUGUGGUUCACUACACAUUCAACAAGAUCCUCAUGCUGCAGGAGCCACUGUUGGUGGUGGCUGCUUUCUACAUCUUGUUCUUCACCGUCAUCAUCUAUGUCAGGCUGGAUUUUUCCAUCACAAAGGAUCCAGCUGCUGAAGCCAGGAUGAAAGUGGCCUGUAUCACAGAGCAGGUCCUGACCUUGGUCAACAAGAGAUUAGGUCUCUACCGCCACUUUGAUGAGACUGUUAAUAGGUACAAGCAAUCUCGGGAUAUCUCCACUCUCAACAGCGGCAAGAAGAGCCUGGAGAUAGAACACAAAGCCUUGACCAGUGAAAUCACAUUGCUGCAGUCCAGGCUGAAGACAGAGGGCUCUGACCUCUGUGACAAAGUGAGUGAAAUGCAGAAGCUGGAUGCCCAGGUCAAGGAACUGGUGCUGAAGUCAGCGGUAGAAGCCGAGCGGCUGGUGGCAGGCAAACUCAAGAAAGAUACAUACAUUGAGAAUGAGAAGCUCAUCUCAGGAAAACGGCAGGAGCUGGUCACUAAGAUCGACCACAUCCUCGAUGCUCUGUAGUCUCUGCCUAUUGUGCUCUGAGUGGGCCAGGGUGGCUGCAUUUGCAGAUGGCGAGCAGGGUGG